GGAAUGGCUAAGAAGUGAACUUAUACCGGGAAAUGCAUAACCAGUUUAAGCAGAAUGAAAGGCACCUGGAGGCUUUGGAGAAGCUUUUUCUGACGCGGAGCCAAGUCCGCUCGCAACCUUCAUAAAUUCUAUCAUACCGCACAGACUUAGAACUCACAUCUGAUACUACCAGACGGAAUUAUGGGCCGCGAAAUACAGAAGAGGAAGAACCGCUCUGGCAUCGCCAAAGCACGCCGGAAGCCAAAAACGAAGAAGAGUCUGCUUCAACACCCCAUCAUUGCCGCAAACUGGGACAAGUCGCAGACGCUUGAGCAGAAUUAUCAACGACUAGGCUUGGCUUCGAAGCUCAACAAGCACACAGGCGGUCGCGAGAAGAAGUUGGAGGAUGUUCACAGACUGCGCACUGCGCGUGACGAGGAUGUAGGGUUGGAGAGGAAGCAGGAUGCGCUGGCCAUCGCUUCGCUAAGAAGGCCGGAACAGCUGAAUGUGGCCGAGGCGAAAGUUGAGCGCGACCCGAAGACAGGACGGAUUAUGAAGAUUGUAGACUCAGCAGAAGGGCCGAUCAAGGCGAACCCUCUCAACGACCCGCUGAACGAUAUUGACAGCGACGUAGAAGACGAGACUCUAGGCCAGCACGCCGAUACCAUGGGUGUUGCCGAGUCAGCACAGGGCGAGACGCGCUCCGAGGUAGUGGCAAGGUUGGAACAGGAGGCUCGACGGCCGGCAAAGAAGUAUAAGCCGAAGUCAAGUGACAACGAGCGUGCUUUUAUCGCCGAGUUAGUUGGGAAGUACGGCGAGGACUACGCAGCGAUGGCACGGGACCUGAAAAUCAACUAUAUGCAGCGCAGCGAAGGUGACCUGAAACGGAGGAUCAAGAAGUGGCGGGAAAGCGGUGGCGAAGUUGGUUGAGUACCGCCUCUUUCGGUGUUCGGAACAACUCAUAGAACGGCCCUUUAUGGUCGACCUGGAUGACAUUCAAGACACUGGCGAGUAUAUCUUGAAGUUGCUUCGAUCGUCGGACGAUGCGCCACUGAGAUGAUCUGCGUCAUCUCGACACUAUCAGUCUUGUCAAAUUGAAGGCGUGUUGUGUCUGUGCGGGAUACGCCGCUCUCUAGUUGGGACGCUGUUGACGCGCAAUUCCGAGUAAGCAA
Messenger RNA from Baudoinia panamericana UAMH 10762, 1151 nucleotides. RefSeq lists its product as uncharacterized. Gene Ontology annotation, biological process: ribosomal large subunit biogenesis. The record is from RefSeq and is a predicted model, not a curated record. Bases 181 to 909 code for a protein of 242 amino acids. Gene Ontology annotation, cellular component: nucleolus. The transcript is spliced from 2 exons. NCBI's taxonomy places the organism in Eukaryota, Fungi, Ascomycota, Dothideomycetes, Mycosphaerellales, Teratosphaeriaceae.